Molecule: messenger RNA, 2661 nt
Organism: Drosophila serrata
Lineage: Eukaryota; Metazoa; Arthropoda; Insecta; Diptera; Drosophilidae
Gene: sky
Product: GTPase-activating protein skywalker
Source: RefSeq, a predicted model, not a curated record
AAAUUUGGAUAACUUAAAUAACUAGAAACUUUGCUGUUUCGCUCGCGCUCUGUGCUUGCGUGUGCGUGCGUGUGUGUGCCUGUGUGUGUAAAGGCCAAAAAGCCCCCUCCUUGUCCCGCGCCACGCCCCCUGUGGCGGGCAGCAGAAUAAAUUGGUUGCAAACACAACAACAACAAAGUAUCCUCCUUUUAGAAUUUACCUGUGAAAGUGAAAACGUGACAACACGAUAAAAACGAACGAGCCAAGCAAAACAAAAAACGAGUGCAUAAAAAAAACACACACACACAACGAAGCAAACGAAUACGAAGAGGAGCAGGAGCAGAAGGCAAGGAAGAAGAACAAGUGCAGCGACAAAAUAAAGAAGAAAAAAAAAAACAAAUAAUCAACGAAGGAAGUGCUUGAAAAACAAGAACAAAACAACAGAAACUAAAUUGACAGACUUGAAAGAGCCGCCAUAUUCCUCGAUUUGAUUUGAUCACACAGCUAUGCCCUUGCAGUGUUCGUGCUAAAUCGUUUACUAUAAUGAAUUCCGCGCGGCAUCAUCGUAUUGGAGUGUUUCUGUCUCCAUAAGUUGGCCCACCAGUCACGACGUCACACUAAAUCUAAACAAUAAGAUAACCAAGAAAACGCAAUUUGAACAAGGCUCGCAAAUUGAAGCCCACACAACGGAAACGGAAGGCAACGCUCUGCAAAAUAAAAGUCAUCUAGUCAAACGGAAACAUCGAAGGAAACGCAUCGUCAUCAACACAACAGCUGCCCCAAAAUCCGAACCUACACCCAGAUCAAAACUUGACAACCGGAAGGGGAUCCCAAGGAGUGACCGCAAAGCUGGCUAAGAAGAUGCCAUACCAUCGUGGAGGAGAUGCCUCCUCGCAGGCCGACAAGUUGAGCGGCAUCGUGGAGGAGAGUGACCUCUAUGAGGGAUUUGCUCCACACGUGGAGACAUCGGGAAUCAAGACCCUUGACUUUUACAAUCUACCAAAGCCCACUGGCAAAGAGCCGGCACUGCGCUCCUAUACCGAAAUCCAACAGCUGCUGCAGCAGGGCAAGAAACGUGACGUUAAGAAUAUACUCAGGGAGAACUCGUGGCCAAUAAACUCCCCAAUCCGAUCCCAGCUAUGGCCAAUGCUAUGUGGCCAACACCAGACCAAGGAGCACAUGCUCGAUGGCUUCUACUGGGAGAUGGUUCAUCAGGUCUUUGGCACCACGGAGUUGUCGGAGAAGCCCAUUAUGCUGCCCGCCUUUGUGGAUGCCACACAUUGUUUGCCGUAUCACCUGACCAGCACCGGCAGAGCCGUGGCCGAUCGCAUCGUGAAUGUCCUGGGCUACGAUUGCCCCGAUAUUACCUACAGUCCAGUAUUGUAUCCCAUUACAUCGAUACUAUUGCAUUUCAUGUCGGAGGAGGAGGCGUAUGUGUGCCUGGCCGGUCUGGUGGGCAGCAAGGAGAAGGUAUUCAUCAAUCAAACCAAACUACAGCACGAGGUCACCUGGAAGACGGUGAUGCUAGCCAAAAAGCACACGAAAAGUGCAACUUCGUAUUUCCAACGUAUUUGCCCGGGCCUGAAGCUGGAGCGUGUCUUCAUGGACUGGUGCUGGUGGAUUCUAGCCGGUCUUCCCUUCCAGCAUCUGGUACGGAUCAUGGACUGCUAUUUCCACGAGGGCAUCAAGGUCCUGUAUCGCGUGGCCCUCGUCAUACUCAAUCUGUUUCACAAGGAGUGUCAGUCGAACAACGAAUGGAGUCCGGAUAAUAUUAAAAAUGACAUUGGCAAUGCGUUGAUUAAGUUCUGCAAGAAGAUACCAGUGUCGCCGGCGAAGUUGCUCCAUGCCGCCUUUAGUAUUAGGGGACUGAGUACCCAGUAUAUUUCUAGAAUAUUUAUCAAGACUGAAAUGCUACUAAAAAGCCGUUCCGUGCUCACCAGCGGUUCGAAGCAAUUAAUCAAAUCGCGUUCAAGUGAUAAUCUGCCCACUAGUCAGUCGCAGGUCAACAUUCAGAUGAUGUCGCACACCCUGACCAUCCGAGAGAAGCUGCACUCCGAGAGCUGUCGCAAUUUGGGCGAAAAGUCGCCCGGUCAUAGAGCCAUCGCGAUGGGCGUUUAUCCCAUACACAAUCUGAAAAGUCAAGCUUGUAAGAACGAAGAUCUAUUCACGCUGUGGUCCUGGCUGCCCGUGAGGAUAACAAUGUACCAACCGGUGCUGCUGUAUACCACGGAGGAGCAUGGCUGCUCCCUGACCACCUUCUACGUCCGGGUGGAGCAGCAUGAGCCCACGCUGCUCAUGAUCAAGACGUGCAAUAAUGAGGUAUUUGGCGCCUAUUGCUCCUCGCGCUGGUUUGAAAGGAAUGUCAAAGAUGACAAGGGCCAGCGACAGGCCUACUUUGGCACCGGCGAAACAUUUUUGUUCUCUUUGUAUCCGGAGCGAGCCAAAUAUCCCUGGGUGGGCAUUGAGGGCGACAAGGAUCUGGGCCACAGUUCCGAGCUGUUUAUGGCGGCCGACUCCAAGAUGAUCACCAUUGGUGGCGGCGAGGGUCAGGCCAUCUGGAUGGAUGAGAAUAUAAGAUUUGGCAAGACGGACAGCUGCAAGACCUUCAAUAAUCCGCCCCUGUGUCCGUCGGGAGAUUUCGAGAUCCGUGUACUGGAGGUCUAUGGCUUUGUGGGCAUCUAA